This is a messenger RNA of Penaeus monodon (black tiger shrimp), 967 nucleotides long. Its product is annotated as dynein heavy chain 12, axonemal-like. The coding region runs from base 26 to 967 and encodes 313 amino acids. Gene Ontology annotation, molecular function: dynein light intermediate chain binding; dynein intermediate chain binding; minus-end-directed microtubule motor activity. The record is from RefSeq and is a predicted model, not a curated record. Gene Ontology annotation, biological process: microtubule-based movement. The transcript is spliced from 5 exons. Lineage: Eukaryota; Metazoa; Arthropoda; Malacostraca; Decapoda; Penaeidae. Gene Ontology annotation, cellular component: dynein complex.
CCCCGCCACGGUCUCGCGAUGCGGCAUGGUGUACGUGGGCGGCCAGACGAUCGGGUGGGCGGCGCUCCUGCACUCCUGGCUGCACCACCACGCCCACGGCCCCUGGUGGGGGGAGUACGGCGCCCUUCUGCGGGAGUUGGCCAACUGGCUCAUCCCGCCCGCACUCGAGUUCGUGAAGGCGCACUGCCGCUACCUGCUGCCCGUCGUCGAGGUAUCGCUUGUCAGGUCCAUCUUCCCUCUGACGGCGACGGUGGUGAACGAGGUGCUCCAGGACGGCAGCAUCUCGCAGAAGGACCGUCCAAAGGUGGGCCCCACCUGGACGACGGCGUCCUUCCUCUUCUCCGUCACGUGGUGCAUCGCGGGGGCGCUCACCCUCCCCGCCAAGGAGGCCUUCAACGUCUUCUUCAGGAGACUCGUGAUGGGUUACAUCAGACAACACCCAACGCCAUCUAUGAUCGAGCAGAUUGGCUGCCCUUACCCGGGGGACGGCAGCGUGUUCGACGUCCUCUUCGACGCCAAGCAGAGGUCCUUCUGGCGCCCCUGGACCGACGUCAUCAAGCACACCGAGAUUCAGGAGACGACUAAGAUCUCCACGCUCCUGGUGCCCACGGUCGAGUCGGCGAGACUCUCAUACCUCGUGGACGUGUGUGGGCGUGCAACCAACGGCAUCCUCCUGGUGGGCGAGGGCCAGAGUGGGCGGAAGGUGGUCGUACGUCACCACCUCAAGAACCUCGCUACGGACGCCUCUGAGUACGUCAUUCUGCCCGUCACGCCCGCCGCUACCGCGCUCUCCGUCAAGUCUGUGGUGCUGAGCUGCCUGGCGCCCGGGAGACGGGCGGCUGGGGGCCAAGGGUGGGCGGGGGCCCUGGUCGUGUUCAUCGACGACCUCCACCUGGCCCCCACGACGACUACCAGGCACGACCCGUCCACGAGCUGGUGCGGAGGCCUGCAGAUGAAGAGCUGGUGA